AUGGAAGGUUUUGAAGGAAACAAUGAGUAUUUUGUAAGCUUUAUAUAUUUAAACUAGAAACCAAAACUCAUCUAAGAAUUAAAAAAAAAGAAAAUUAAAGAAUUACAUUCAAGUCCUAAUUGGGAACAUAUCCAAUAAGUUGUUGAAAGUAUUUAAUAAACAACAUAUUCAAUUCAUACUAUUAAGUCUCUUAAUGAUAAUAUCUUCAAAGCAUUGACUUUUAAAGAUCUUUGUGGAUCAGAUAUAGCUUAUCAUUUGAUAACAAACUUUCAAUUUGACUAAUUUAUUGAUUUAAUAGUAUAAGUUGAAUCAAUUUUUACUUUUGAUUUCAAUCAAGUCAUUUAAUCUGUCAUCAAAGGAAUUUUGUAAAUAAAAAAAGAAAAUAAUUACAAAAAGAUAUUGGUAUUUAUAAAAUAGUUAACAUCUAUUAUUAAUCCAAGAAGGGAAGAUGAAUAAGCUAAAGGUAUGAGAUAAAUCCUAUAAUUAUAAGCAUUUAAAUUUAACUUUGACAUUGUUGUAAGUUCAAGAUUUAAUUAUGUAAAGAACAUUUGGGAAUUAAAAUUAUUGAUAAAUCUUUACAAAUUGCUUGGAAAUUUUGAAGAUGCAAUAACAAAACUAAAAAGCUUAAAGAAAGAUCUAAAUAUAAAAAGAAUACUUAAUUCAACACAGCAAGAAAGAAAUUAAAUUAAUCAUUUAAAAAUCUAAAAUUAUUUUUCUGGAGAUCCUUAUAAUUAUAUGUAAUAUCUAUAAUAAUAAAAAAUAGCAUAUUGAUAAAUAAAAGAUGUUGGGAUUUAAUUUUUAAAUUGAACAUUUCUUCAUUUUUUGUUACUCUUUCAGAUGGAUUUUCUUUAUAUAUGAGAAUAUUGAAGACAGCUCCUUUUGAUAUGUUAGUAGAAUUUCAUAAAAUGCAUAAUUAAACAAUUAAGGAUAAUAUUGAUUCAUAACACAAAGGUAUGUAUAAUAUUUUGCAUUGCAUUUCUGAAAAUAAACAUACUAUUAGUGAUGAGUUUAUUUAAAUAUUAUAAGAAUUGAAUCUAGUUGAUCUUAAGAAAUAGGCAUAUAAUGAAUAAAUUCCACUUGUAGUAUAUCUAUAAUAAUAAAAAUCAAUAAAUUAUAACUAUUUAAACUAUCUUUUAACUGAUAUUAAAGAUUAAAAUCACAAUUAAUUUGAGGGUUUAUAAUUAUUAAUAUAGUUAUAUGCUAGAGGAAUAUAUUAAAAUUACAACGAUAAUAAAAAACUUUGUGUAAGUGGAAAAAAGACUUAAAAAAUUAAUUAAUAAAAAAAGAAAAUAAAUCGUAAAUACAAUUAUAAAAAAAUAUAAUCGAGAUAUAAAAAGUCAUAAAGCUUUUGUGUUAAAUAAGAUUAAUAUAGAUAACAAUUAAGUAAAUUUUCAAAUGAUAUUAAAAUGUGUGCAUAAAAUAUAUAUGAAAACACUGUGGCAACUCAUCAAACUUAUAAUUUCAAAGGAAUUAAAUAAGAGUUUAAUAUAACACACUAUAGUUUCUCUAUGUGUCACUUUGAUUAUAACAUAUCUAAAGUAGAUUAACCAUUAGCCAUAUGGAUCAAGGAUCCAAAUCUAUUAGAUUCAUUUUUAGAUUAUAUUGAUAAGGAAUUUUGUUAAAAUAUUAAUCUACAAAUCAAGGAAGCCAUUGAAGCUCUAUUAAAAGAACUCAAAUGUUCUAUAUCAAUAGAUAAUUUAAUAAUUUAAAGAAAAAUUAUUAUUUUAAAUGCUUUAUUAUAGUAAAACAGAACUUAAGAAGAAAAUACAAAGAUAAAAAGUUAAAUUUUGACUUUAUUAAGUAAAUGUUAAGAUAGCUUAAGAUAACCAUUCUUUAGUUAUUCUAAAUAUUAAACAUUUUAAGAUUACUUAAUAUGCAAUGAUUUAAUUACCUUUGAAGCAUAUUAGGUUGAUAAUGCAUUUUAAUCUGUUAUGAAUCUUCUUAGUUUGAAAUAUGAGAAUUAAAAUAAUAUUUUAGGUUUAGCUCAAAAAGUUGAAAGAGUUUAAAAAUAUCCAUCUCUACAUAAUUUACUUUAGAUUUGUUUUUAAUAAAACAUAAUAAAUAGAUGUUAUACAUUUAAUUAGUGUUAAAAUUAAAAAGAUUUUCUUGAUAGUCUUAUAAAAUAAAAUAUUAUUAAAAGUAGUUUGAUUAAGAGUCCUUAAGGAAUUGAACUUAUUUAUUAAUUUAUAGAUAAACGUUUGCAUAUUUAAUUGUUAAAGAGUAUUCUUUAUAAUUUUUAAGAGGAAUGUAUAAUAAAAUACUUUUAAUUAUUUUAUGAAAUAGAAUCAAAUGAUUUCUUUAUUAAAGAGAAAAAGCACUCUAAAUUAAUAAUCUAUCAUUUGACAUAAUAAUAAUUAGGAUUAAUAUUUAAUUAUCAAUUAUAGGGAAUCAGAAUUGUAUUUAACUUAAGGCUAAAAAAAAAACUUAACUUAAAAGCAAAUACAAUUUAAGAAGAAAUCGUUUUAAAGUAAAUUAAAGAAAAUAAAAACUUUUUAUAAGUUUUAGUUUCAAAUGAUCAAUAUUUUGAAUUUUUAUAAGUCUCUUUGAAAUUUUAUUCAUUAUAUGAGAAAGGAGACACCAUUGAUUAUAUAUUAGAAGCUUUAACUAAUGAAGCUUAUAAGAAUUUGACAAUUUUAGAAUAAUGGAUUUUCGAUAGGUUUGAUUAAUGCUAAAAUUAAGUUAAAUAUUAAAAAAGCAUGUUUAUCUUUUUGAGACAUUAUAGUUUCUUAAUAUAUGGAGCCUUUGGAUAGAUAUAAAAGAAAAUUGACAGAUUGAAAUUCAAUAGAUAAAUCAAAAAUUAUUGUACAAUAUUUGAAAGAUAAAUUCAAUUAUCAAAGGAUUUAAAACAUCCAAAUAUUUUUAAAUUUAGUAAUCAUAAGAAAUUUGAGAAAUUCUUUAUUAUUUAUUUUGAUAAAGAAAACACUCUCUUAUUUUCUGAUUAUACCAAAGAAUUCUUUAAUAAUCAAAAAUCAUCAAUUCAUGUUAAUUAUGUUCGUAAUUCAGAAAAUCCAUUUAUACCAGCACUAUUAAAUAGCCAUAUUUAAUCAAAAUUCUUUGAUACACUUGCAUAUUGGAAUUUAAUUACUAAAGAUGAAUCUGAAAUGAAAUUCAUUAUUCAAAACCUUGAAAUACUACAAAAGGAGAAAUAAGAGAAUCUUGAAAAUCAACUCAAUAAAUAUAUUGUUCUUUAUUAUCUAAUCAAUUUCUAAGAUUUAGGAUUUAUAGAACCUUAUUUUUUGAAAUGUAACUUUAAUGAUUAUGAAAUUGAAAAACUGUUUUUAAAGUUAAUAGAAACUAAUUAAAUUAGAAAACUAGAAUUCAUUUUAUUAAAUUAAAAGCUCAAAUUAAAACGUUAUUCAAAAGAACUUACAAAUUCAAAGGAGACUUAUUUAAGGGCUUUAAACUUACAUUGGUGCUUAGCUUUAACAACAAAUCAAUUUAAAGAUUUAGUUUAAAAUAACAAUAUAAAGGAUGAGGAAAAAGAGUAAGUCUUAGAAAUGUUAACAAAUUCUGGGCAUUUUGAAAAAUUAGAAUUAGUUACUAAUUGGAUUACAAAUAAUAAUUAAUUAAUAGAGUUUACUUCUAUUGCUUGUUCUCUUUUAGUUAAUGAAUAUUAAUUGUAAAAUAAGAGAUUUAAAUCUGUUUCAAUUCCAGUGUUUGUGUAUUAAAAAAUAUAAAUGAACAAUACAUUAAGUAAAUAAAUAAAUACAUCUAUUGAAACACCUUAUUUAUUCACUUAUAGACUUGGAACAGCAUAAGUGCUCUAUAAUCAAAUAUGUUAGAGAGAUGUAGAUUUAAAAGAUUAUAAUAAGAAUUAUAUACUCUUUUAGAUUCUUUUCCCAAACCCAAAAUGGACAUUUGAUACUAAUGAUUGUGAUUUGGUUACCAAAUUUUUGCAUUUAAUAAAAUUAAAUUUGUUAAAAGAGAAUUGGAAAAACUAUAUAGAAAUUAUUGUAAAAAAUGCAGCAUUUUAUUUUGAAGUUUUAUACAAUUUUGAAUAACUUUAUUAUACUAAAAGAUACACUAAAGCAUGGUUUUCCUACAAAAAUUUGAUUGAAUUAUUAGUGCCUAUUUAUGAAAGUAUAUCUAAAGAUAGUCCAAAUACGAAUUAAUUACAAUAAAUCUAAACUCAUUUUAAUCAAACUAGAACUGAAAGAAUUAGAGAUAGGGGUUUUGCUAAAUAAUUACAAUUUGAUUUUGAAGAUAUUUAGUUUAACAAAUUAGAGAUAAAUAAAAGAUAAGCAAAUAUUUAUUAUGGUCUCCCAUUUGAAAUUGAAACAUUCAAUGAAGUAGAUUUAUUUUUAGCUCUUAUGGGUAGAAAUUAAAAUUCUAUUUUAUUUUUACUAAAAAAUACAAGUAUUCAUAUUGCAACAUUAAUUAAUAAGUAUCAUAUUAUUCAAUACUUAAUCAAAAAUGGAAAUGAAAAUACAGUUAUUGAAGUUUUAAAAUUAUUAAAAUAAGAUGAAAUUGAUGAAUCUAUGUUUGUAAAUAAUGGUUUACCUUUGCUCACCUAUAUUGUAUUUAAGAAAUGGUAUAAAUUAUAUAAUUUUGCUUAAAAAUAUUUAAUUAAUUAAUGGAUUUUAAAGCCUAAGAUCCUUGAAUAAAAUAUUAAAGGUAAAAUUUAAGAAUUAACUAUCCAUCAAUUUGCAUAAUUAAAUUCAUUUUAUGUUUAUUUUGAAUUACCAAUAGAAAGGAAAUUAAUUUUAAGAACUUGUUAAUUUUUAAUACCAAAUUCUCAUAAUGAAUAACUUAAGGCAUAUAGAAUAUAUUCAAUACUCAAAAUAAUAUUUGAUAAUAUGUCAUUGAGAUAAAUUGAAAUUAUUAGUUUAUAAUGUCUAUAUAUUAAGGAUGAUACAUUAAGUAGUUUGGAAAAUUUAUUAAAUAAAUUUGGUAAAAAUUAAUAAAUAGAAAAUUUAUUUUUAUCAAUUUAUGACAAUUCAAAAAAUAAAAAAAAGGUACUUGUUUUAGAUUUAAUGAAUGAAUUAGGACUUAAUUGUUCAACAUAAUUAGAUUAAUUUAAUUAAGCUCAAUUAGAAUGGCUCUUCAAUAAAAUUUAUAAUAAGUAUGGUCAUUAUCAUUUUUUGAUUGAGAAAAUUAUAAGAUUAUCACCAAAUUCUUUUAUUAAUAAAAUAAUUUUAGAUUCUCCUAAUUUAGCUUUGAUUAUAGCUCAACAUGGGAAAUUCGAGGCUUUGUAAAAUUUAGUUGAAGAAUAAGAUUUUGGAUAAAACUAUAAUAGAUUAAUAUCUGCUCAUUUCAUCAGAAUUAUCUUAAUGAUAAAAUAUGGAUAGAACUAUGAUCCAUUAAUUGAACCUAGUUAAAUAGAUGAUAUUCAUUUGAAACAUUAUGUAAAUGCUUUAGAUUUAAUUGAAUCUGAUUAAUAAGGAGGUUCUAUUAGUAUUUAAUUUAUGAAUUAACUAAUUCCCAUAUUACAUGUUGAAAAUUCAUCAAUCUAGUAUAUUGAUAAAUUUUAUAGUUAAUUAAAAUCUGAGAGUAACCAAAUUAAAAAAGCUUUUAAAAUUAUAAUAAAGUUAAAAGAGUUUAAUUAUGAACUUUAAAAAUUAGAAUUAAAAGCUAUUGCUAAAUGUGAUUCUUUAGUUAAGAAUUUCAAAUUCUAAUUUGGAGAUAAAUUUAAUCUACUUUAAAGUGGAUAAUCCUCUACUAUUGUAAUACCUUUUGAUUAUUAAGAAAAUGAACUUGAUGAAUUUUUAAAUGAUUUACCUUGUUUUUAUAAAGAAUUAUAUGAGAAUGCAAUUUUGAGUAAGGUUUAAUAAAAGAAAGGAAUAUUUAAGAAAAAAAAUAAACUUGUAAUAAAAUUUGAAGAUAAAAAUUUAUCUGCAUUUUACAAUGAUUUAAGAUAUUUAAUAUCUCUAUUAUAGGAAUAAUAAAAACCUGUAGAUAGUUUAGAAUAUAAGAAUGAAUAUAAAAUAAAAGGUUGGUAGCAACUAUAAAAAAAAGAUCAUGAUGAUAAUUGUUUUGUUUAUACAUCAGAUGUUGCAUUUACAAAAGAAUGGACAUAAACCAUUUUUUAUUAAGAACCUUAAAAAUCAGAGUUUUUAGAAAAAUAUCCAAAUCAAAUAUUAGUUUUCUUCAAUUAAUAAAUAUUAUUAAAUUAAGUAGAAAUAUAAGAUUAAUUAAAUCAUACUUUAAAAUAAAUAUUACACCUAUCAACUAUAGGGCUUGAUUUUAAAGGUAAAAUAGAAUUAGAAUCAUUUUUGAAAGUGUUUUUUAUGAACAAGAACCUCUAUUCUAUUUAUAAUAAUUGGUAUAAUCUAAUUAAUGCUAUAUCCACAUAUCCAACAUUAAUUUAUACUAUAAAACAUAUUUUAUCUUAUAUUUGUUAAAUCAUAGGUCUCUUUAAUGUAAAUAGUAAAGAUAAUGAAAUAAUAAUUAAAUUUGAAUCAACUGAUAUUUAAGGGAUAUCACCUAAGAAUCAUUAUUUGGAUGACUAUUUCUCUUUUUGCAAACCAUCUAUUUGUUUAGAAAGUGAUAAAAUAAUAAUUACUAUUCUUGUAAGUGAAAAUGGUAAGAAAGGAGAGGGUGAAACAUAUUUAGAAGAAAUUUUUAAUGUGAAUGAUUUAGAUGAUUUAAUUAAAGAUUAAUUUUCAUUAAAAGAUAAUUUGGAUGCUUUAAUUUUUAGAUAGUAAUUAGAGGAAAUAGCAAAGGAAACAUGUGAAUAAUUUAGAAAACUGAACAACUUUGAUCUAUUAAUAAAAUUGGAUAAAAAUGAAUUAAGAUAAUAAAUAAAAGAUCUUAAUUAUACAUAAUAAUAAGAUUAUUUAGAUAAAUUGAAAACAUAUUUUAAAUUAACUUUGAAUUUAGAUUUAUAAAAUAUUAUAGCAGGUAAUAGAUUCUCAUAAUUUUAUAAAGAGAGUUUAUGUUCUGGUAAAUAUUUUUAGAAGCCAUUAGAUAUUGGAAAUUUUUCAUAAUAUAAUGUUAAUUCAUUAAAGAAUUGUUUUGGUAUGAUAUUAAAUAAAGAAUAAUUUUUAAAAAAUACACAAAAGAAAAGAAUUUAUCAUGUAUUUUAUACAAAGAAAAAUAGAAAUCAUGCUGUAUUUUGUUAAUUUGUGAAAUCAUAAAAAAAUAGAAAUUAUUUUAUUUAAUUUGAUUAAUAUAAACUUAAAAAGAAAUAUGAUAGAAAAGCUAAUUUAUAAAUUAAAAGUGAAUAUAUUAAAGGAGCUAUUUAUUAUACAUAUGAAUAUGAAAAUUAAAUAUAAUCAUAGAAUGAAAAAUUAAUACUUAUUGAUAAUGAAGGUCAUUAUUAUUUGAAUUAAGAUGUAAAUUUUACACAUUAAAUCCAAGACCAUACAACAUUAUCAGACAAUAUUAAGGUUACAAGAUUAUGUUUUGCACUUACAUUUGAGAAGUCUAAUAUUAGCUAAAAUGUUCUUUAUUUUAAUUAAAUUGAUUUCAGAUUAAAAGAUUAUUUAGAAACAUCAAGUAUUUUAUCUGACAAAUCAUAUGAAUUAUAAAAAUUAAAAGUGGAUAAAAAUUAAAUAAAGAUUGAUCCCCAAUUAGCAGAAUAUAAUAAUGGUAAUGAGGAAGAAUUAUAAAGUAACAAAAAAGAAUUAGGUAAUAGAAAAUCAAAUAAAAUGCUUUUAACAAUUCUAUCAUAUUUUUCUGAUUAAGAUACAACUGAAAUAUAAUAUGAUAUUCCAAAUUAGAAUACAAAACUAAAUGAUGAAAAUUUGGAUACUUUAACGAAUUAUUGUAAAUAGUAUCAAAAAUAAUCUUAUUAAACUCGUGCUGGUGAACAAAGAAAAGAUAAAAUUCUAUUUUAUGACAUUUUAAACAACCUCAUAAAAGAUUAAAAAGUUAUAAAAGAUAUUAAGUGCUACAUUUAACAUGAAAAGUUUAAUGAGAUAGUUCAUCAUCCUCAGAUAUCUUUCGAUAAAGGUAUAAUCUUAAUUUGGACUCCUUAUAUUAAAGGAGCAUAUUUUAUAUUUAUUAAUGGUCAAAAAAUGAAUUUCAGGUUUUAUGUUAUAGCCUCAUAGGAAAUCUAAUAUGAAAAAUAUAUAUUGAAAUAAGAUAUAUCAGAAUUUUAAUAUUUUGUUGAAUAAGAUUUAUAAUUUGAAUUAUUUGAUAUCUAUAACAAUUUAAUCACAAAGGCUGAUGAUAUACCAUCAGGUUUAUCAAUUAAAGUAAUAAAUAAUGAUGUUACACUUAAACAAAGAUCUAAUUUUAAUGACAAUUGUUGUUAAUUAUUCAUAUAAUUUUGCAAUUUUUCUAAACCUGAUGAUAAAGUUGAUGAAUUUAAAUUGGAAAUAAAUUUAAACAAUGAAACUAUUAUAUAAGGUAAAGUAGUUUAGAUCAAACCAUAACCAUUGAGUUAAAAGAGAAUAGAUACUUUUGCAUCUAAAUUCUAAUAUAGAAGUUCUAUUUAAUAUUUAAUAAUAAGAGCAAAUUUCCUGAAUUCAUUAGCUUAGAUGGAUAAACAUAAGGGAUAAAAAGUGUUAAAAAUUAAUUUCCUUUAAGAAGUAGCUAAUGAUUAAGGAGGACCUACUAGAGAAUUCUUUUGUUUAUUAGGAAAAAAUCUUAAGAAUCCUGACAAUAAAUUAUUUAAACCUACUCAUUUGAAUGGUUAUUAUUACUUAAAUACAGGUACAUUAUUAUUGAAUGAUUCCAUAACAUUUGCUAUUGGUAUGUUACUUGCUUAUGCUAUUGCAAAUAAAUUAAAAAUUGGUAUAUCAUUUGCUUUACCUUUUUGGAAGAUAAUGUGUGAAUUACCAAUAGAGUUUUCUGAUUUAAGUUAUGUAGUGGAAUCAUAAGUCUAUUAGAGUUAUAAUUAUUUAAGAAAUUUAAGUGAAGAUGAGUUAAAUUAAUAAGAUAUAUACUUUGUAAAUUUACCAGAUGAUGUAUAAUUAUGUGAAGAUGGUAAAUCUAGAAAAGUUGAUAGAAGUAAUUUAGAAGAAUAUUUACUAUUAUCUGCAAAGUAUUAAUUAUAUGAAUAAUAUUUGAAUGUUUUUAAACAAAUGAAAAAUGGUUUCUAAGCAUAAUUUGAUGCAAAAUUAUUGGUUUAGAGUUUUUCUCUUUAUGAAAUUAAUUAAUUGAUUGAUAUUAUUGAUUACUAAAUUAAUAAAGAAAAGUUAUUGAAAUGUAUUCAUUUUUCUAGGAGAAAUUAAAUAAAUGAAAACUAUUUUACUUAAUAUAUAAGUGAAGCAGAUUAAUAAAAAUUAGAGAAUUUCUUAACAUUUAUUACAGGUAUUAAAAUAUAUUUAUAAUAAUAGGUAGUAAGUAUUCUAAUUUAGAGAACUUUAAGAUAGAAGUAUAAACAAAUGUUGAAUUAUAAAAAAAUAAACUUCCAGUAUCUAGAACAUGUAGUAAUGUUAUAAUAAUUCCAUAAUAUCCUACUUAUGAUGAAUUUAAAGCCAAAAUGGAUAUAGCAUUAGAUUGGGGAUUAGAUUUCUUUGGUCAAGGUUGA
Molecule: messenger RNA, 9418 nt
Organism: Paramecium pentaurelia
Lineage: Eukaryota; Ciliophora; Oligohymenophorea; Peniculida; Parameciidae
Source: the annotation of a GenBank genome assembly